UCCUCAUAUCGUACCCCUAUUUUCAGCUCUCCCUUCUCUCUCUCUCUCUCUCCCUCUCUCUCCCCCAACUAUUUUUUCCACACAUUUAUUAUUACAUUUCGCUCUCACUACACUAUUUGGCCGUUGUACUUCCCUCCCCCCUUCUCUCACUCUCUCUCCACUCUCUUAACUAUAAACCCACCACAUCUCUCACUCCUACUCCAAUCACUUAUCUUCAAGUCUAAGCAAAACCCAUUUCAGAUUUCAGAAAACCCAUUUGAAGGUUCAAAACUUUUACUCGAAUCCCUUGAAAAAUAAGGAAGAGAAAUAGAAAGAAACAGAAAUCAUGCAUAGGUGCAGUAGUGGCUCUUCACAUGGCGGCAACAUGGUCGGCGGCCCAUGCUCGUGCGGUGUCCUUCACCACACCCAGUCCAACUCCUCCUUCUCCACGCUGUUCUCCAUGCCCAAUCAUCACAAGCCGUACGAUCAUAUUCAUCACGAAGCAUCGUACGAUCAUCAUCACAUGUACCAGUUCGCAUCCCCAUCUUCCUCCGUUGAUUGCACUCUCUCUCUAGGAACUCCCUCCACCCGUUUGACGGACAACGACGUCGUUUCCGACGACAGGCAUAGCCGCAACGGUGAGCGGCGCUCCGGUAACUGCGUUUCCAACUUCUGCUGGGACUUGUUGCAGCCCAAUAAGUCAUCGCCGUCUUCCCAUCACAAGAACAGCAACCGCGGUGGCAAUAUCAACGGCGUGACUAACGCCGGCAGCGGUAAUAACGAUCCCCUCCUCGCUCGCCGCUGCGCUAACUGUGACACCACCUCCACCCCGCUCUGGAGAAACGGUCCGAGAGGCCCCAAGUCACUAUGCAAUGCCUGUGGAAUUCGGUUCAAGAAAGAAGAGAGACGUGCCACGGCGGCGGCUGCCAGCGGCGGUGGUUCGAGUGUCAUAGGAAUGGAGUCUAACGGAUACCACCACCAUAACUCAUGGAUUCCACACUCACAGACCCAGAAAAUGCCAUGCUUUGGUAACGAGUUUCGGUUCAUGGAGGACGACACUGCACACCACGAAAACGACAUUAACGGCAUCCCAUUCCUUUCGUGGCGCCUCAACGUCACUGACAGACCAAGCCUCGUCCAUGAUUUCACAAGAUAAUCAACUCGUGAAGAUGUUGAAGAUUACUUACUUUAUGUUGUUACUUAGUUUGUUUUUCUUUUUCUCAAGUGUCUUUCUUUUUCUUUUCUUUUUUAUUUUUCGGUUUCUCUUGUUCUAUUGAAGUUACAUAUAAAUUACCCUACUACGACGUUUCUGUUAUAAAUGACGACCAUGAUGAUUAUGAUUA
Molecule: messenger RNA, 1322 nt
Organism: Pyrus x bretschneideri (Chinese white pear)
Lineage: Eukaryota; Viridiplantae; Streptophyta; Magnoliopsida; Rosales; Rosaceae
Product: GATA transcription factor 19-like
Exons: 2
Coding region: 326-1135 (269 amino acids)
Biological process (GO): flower development; regulation of DNA-templated transcription
Molecular function (GO): DNA-binding transcription factor activity; sequence-specific DNA binding; zinc ion binding
Source: RefSeq, a predicted model, not a curated record